Molecule: messenger RNA, 2622 nt
Organism: Panicum virgatum (switchgrass)
Lineage: Eukaryota; Viridiplantae; Streptophyta; Magnoliopsida; Poales; Poaceae
Exons: 1
Coding region: 305-1582 (425 amino acids)
Molecular function (GO): nucleic acid binding; zinc ion binding
Source: RefSeq, a predicted model, not a curated record
CAACCGCCGAGGCGAUUCUCAUGGUGAUCCUGAUCCCGACCUCAUCCUAGGUUACUACUCCGGUGACCCUGGACCAGCAACGCCGGCGAUCAAUCCGAUUCCGGCGUCCAAGCCCCGCCCACCGACUCCCAGUCGGCGGCGGCCACCGCAUAUCGACGGUUAGCCGCUCCGGCGCCAUCGACCAACAAUUUUCCCUCUAGGGGACAGCGCCGCUUAGGAACCCUAGUUGUGGAAGUGCUCUUGUGCCCCGGCGAUCUCCCGGCGGUCACAUCUUUUGCCCCCGUGGUAUCUAUCUCGAAUUGCCAUGGCAGAUCUGGGCAAUAGCACACCACGGUCGGGAUCACAAAAUUCUGCGGAGGAAGAGGCCCAUGUCGCUAGCCUCCUGCAGAAGAUGAACCUGACGCAUGAUGAGGGCGCUUUUGCUGCCUUCAACGAUGAUGAGGAGGAAGCAGAUGACGUACGUGAAUGGGCCUUGAUCGGUAAGGUCCUGUCGCCAUCGACGCUCCACAUCACAACAAUCACGAACGCGAUGAGACCGGCCUGGGGCAAUCCCUUUGGGCUCACUCUACGAUCAAUUGGUGAGAAGGGUGAGAAUCUCUUUAUCGCCGAGUUUGGAUGUCAGGAGGACAAGUUUAAGGCCAUGAAUGGUUCUCCAUGGAUGGUGGGGAAACAUGCUGUCAUCCUGAGGGAGUACGAUGAAACUCUAAAACCCUCUGACAUAUGCUUCUCGCAUAUGGAGAUGUGGGUACAUAUCCUGAAUCUCCCACUUGGCUGGAUGAAUGAGAAACGUGGCACUCGUGCUGCAGAAUUAAUUGGUGAAGUGGUAAAGAUUGAUACAGGUGCAGAUGGUAAGAUCAGUGGCGAGUUUGUGCGAGCACGGGUUGCCAUAGACAUUGAGAAACCUCUACGCCGAGGGGUGCUCCUGAAGACUGAUCGUACCAAGCCACCUGACUGGUAUGAAAUCCAAUAUGAGAAGCUUCCUUUCUUCUGUUUCUCGUGUGGCCUUUUGGGACACACGCAUCUUGAAUGCCCCACCCUAGCACCAAGAAAUGUGCUGGGUAAACUCCCAUAUGAACUUAAGCUGCGUGCACCUGAUGAUCGGAGGAAAAAGCACCAGAGCUUUGGAGCUGCUGCAGCAGAUUCUUUUGGCAACUCUUCAGGCAGUGGACGUACCUCUACUACAAGGCAAAGCUCUAAUGCACACCCGCAGACACCUGAAGAAGGAAAAGGAAAGGGGAAGGCUGAUGAUGAGGAGGCCACUUCGCCGCUGAAGCAGAAAGGGAGGGCCUAUAGCAGGAAAGGAGCCAACCCAAAAAAAGUUUUCGCAGAGAAAAAACAAGCUGACAUUCUGGGACAGCGCAAGAGGAAGCCAGAGGAGAACGCAGUGUCAGAACUAAAAACUCCAGCAGCCUCCCCAAUUGUGGUGCCCUCAGGUUUGGUGAGUGACCGAAUUGCUCAGCUUGCCAAUGUAUCUGGUCAGGCUGAGAUUGAUUCAGAGAUGCAAAAGAAACAGAAAGUCUCAAACAACACAAAUGCAAGAUCGGCGGCGGCUGUGCUUGACAGCCCCCGCCGCGCACAAUGAAUACCUUAUGUUUGAACUGCCGGGGCUGUGGGAGGUCCGAGGCAGUUCGUGAUAUCCGCAAUAUUGUGGAUAUGCAUAAUCCCGUGGUGCUCUUCUUGUCGGAGACAAAGAUGAGCGCAAAUCGAUCGCAAGAUUUAAGAUGGCGAUUGGGUUUUCCUAAUGCUUUUGGUGUCAACUGUGAUGCUGGAUUAGGUGGUGGCCUCGUAGUGAUGUGGAAAAACGAGGUCAACAUGGAGUUAAAAACCUAUUCCAAAUAUCAUAUCGACAUGAGGGUAACGGAGAACGCUGGUGAUUCAAGGAGUUGGAGAUUCACGGGUUUCUAUGGGGACUCUAAGAGAUCCCAACGAAAAGAAUCAUGGAGAAUGCUUCGUUUUCUUCGGAAUGAAUCCGACCUGCCUUGGCUGUGUGCGGGUGAUUUCAACGAGAUCCUUCACGACCAGGAGCAGUUUGGAGGCAAUGACUGUGAAGAAUGGAAAAUGGAAGGUUUCAGGGAAGCAGUGUAGUACUGUGGAUUCACAGACUUGGGCUACUCUGGAACUCCUUUCACUUGGGACAAUAGAAGAGAAUGGGACCAGAAUAUCAAGGUCCGUUUAGACAGGGCCUUGGCUGAUGAGAGGAUGCUUGAUCUGUUUGGCGACUCGUCCGUAACCCAUGUGCAGAUGACUGAAAGUGACCAUUGUGCCAUUCUGAUUACACUCAAGAAGUCAGGUGUUUUCCAGGGCCAUCGGCGUGAACGGCCUUUUCGAUAUGAAAAUAUGUGGCGGCGACACCCCUCUUAUGAAGACACAGUCGCUGCAGCUUGGGGUGGAGGCUGCUUGUCCUUGUCAGAUGUGCAUGCAAAUCUUGGAGGGCUACAAAAUGCCCUACGCAGUUGGGAUAAAAAUCAGUUUGGGUCAGUGCGCAAUGAGCUGAAACGCCUGCGUAGGCAUUUGGAAACCUUGCGGAAAGAUUCGCUCAGAACUGGCCCAACUAGAGAGGAACGUGGUACGGCCCAGCGUAUUGCAGAACUACUUGCUCGUGAGGAACUGAUGGAAAAGCAA